AUGAACGGUCGCGGAACGUCACCGUGGAGGACCAAAGUGGUGCCGGCGUUCCAUUGUACGUUGAGUCUGCAAGUUAAGACUCUACCACGCAGUGCGACCCCGAGCGGUCGACCGUCUGCCGCAUUCGAUGAAGCCCCUGGAUCAGGUCGUCCUACCGCGGCACUCGUCAAGCGAGUCGCGCUUUGCAGUUGUGGUUGUGCACCUACUGUAGCUGUUCCGGAAGAUGAUCCCGCUUCGGCUCUUGUUAGAUUUUCUUGCGUCCCUGCGCGAAGGUUUUCUCUUCGUCUGCCAGCUUGCCGCCGGGUACGCUCCGGAAGGGGGAGAUCUUGCCCCAUUGUGUUUUCGUCGCUGAUUCUUCUUAGAUGAUUUUUGCGCAAACUACGACACAAUCUCAACAACUGUGGGUGUUGUGUUUUUUUAGACAGUUAUUUAAUGUUCUUACAGCACUCGCCAUUUUUUAUUAUUGCAAUUGCUGUUGCGAAUCUUGACUCCUAGAACCUGGCCCAUGAGUUUAUGCUUAUGCAUAUAUUUACAUAUUAACUAAUCAACCCCAGCGCACUUUUCUGGCGGAGGAGCCGGGGCCGCGUUAAGGGGCGGGCGCCUCCUGGAGGGCUCCUAGCUGUUCCGCAGGGUGCUCCUGAGGGACUCACACGAGCUUGGGCAAGCCUCAGCGCAAAACGCUCCGGGCGCGUUCCGCAGCUGCCUCCUGCGUGUCUCAGUUCGGGGGGCCUACCGUGCUGCUCCUGGCUGUUCCGUAGCGUGUUCCGCAGAGUGUCCCGCGGAGAGUUCAGCGGCGCGCUCCUCUCUACCCCCGUUCAGCGGCGCGCACCUCUAUCUCUCUAGUUGCGCUAAGUGGCAGCGCGGCGCGGCGCCUUGUUCCCCUUGUUGCCCCUUUCUGGACCCUGCUUAGCUCAACCAAGCGGGCCGCCCGGGUGUGUUUCGUGGCGCUAAAGGCCCAGCUGGUUGGCUGCGUCCCGCUGAUGUUUUCGCCUUGGGUUCUACUCUGGCCGGCGCCUCUUUGCUCCCCGCUGGCCUGCCUCCCGCCGCCGCCGCUCCCUUGCUUCGGCACUUCUCGCGCCUCUCCCCUUGUCUCGUUCUCCGCUCUCGUCUUCUCUUCCCUUCGCUCGUUCGUUCCUCGGCUCCCCUCGCCUCCCUCUCUCUCUCCAAAAAUAGCCCCCAGAGGCGCGCGCAGAGCGUGAGCGACUUAAGCUGCUGGGUACAGAAGACUCAAGAAAGGGUAGGGCUCCUGGCGCUGGAGCGAGUAGAACGUCCAACGCGAAGACCUGUAACGCGACGAGCUGAGCGUGAACUUCUGGAGAUGAUUAGAUAUAGAUUUAUUGAUGUUAUUCUUGAUUUUGUGGACCACAACCACUACCGCUGUGUCUUUCUACGAGCCAGAACCACAAACCGACUUUUGUCUCUCUUACUCUACUAUGGUGUCCAGUCUCAGUCUCAGUUCAGUCUCCAUGCGCACAGACGAGACUAGGAAAAGCAGCAGCUCUAGCAACAUUAGCCAUUAAAUUGCGCUACUUAUUAUAGAGUAAGGUAAAUAACGGGUUUCGGGUUGCUCGAGUUGCAACGGGUUGCUCGGGUUGCUGAAGCGCAGGGGUUCCAAAUCUGGAACGGGUUGCCACGGGUUGCCAGGAGAGCCUUGACUCAGCAAAAUGGGGCGAAGCCGGGCGGUAUGGAGGAGAAUUUGCACGCCCGAAGUGAAGAAAUGAAGAAUAGUGCAGCUUUUGUCUUUUGUUGUUGCUCAUGAAAGGGGGAGCCACGUGCGAAGGGCUCUGCAGCCUUUCGGGCUCUUUUUUUGUAGCGUGCGGGCGCGUGUUUGAAGCGAAAACAAGGAGCGAAGGCCCCUGCUCUCUGUUGUUUUUUUGAGGUGAGUGCCGCUGUGGUGUGUCGUCUUCGAGUCGUUGGUGAUCUCUCCCCUUUUUCUUCGGGUGCGAGCGUGGCCAAUCUGCUUGGGGGCUGAGAGCGAGUCUCCGUGUCCGUCUGCUGGCUUCGGCGGGCGACGUGUCCAGUCUUGGGCACGGCAGUAAGUAGACUGGAGGAGGUUGCGAAGCUGAAAUGGAUUGGCGCGCUCGAUAUUUAUAAAUAUACGAGCGCAUCGCCAUCAGCAUGCAACUCGAACUACUUAGACGUCGCAAGUAGAUAGGGCGCCGCCGCUAGUUAUCUUACCCAUCCUCCUAGAUACGGCACUACUCAGCUGAGAGGAAGAAUAGGCGGCCGCACUUCCUUGGCCAGGAAGAUAGGGGAGCUGACUGGCUGGGGCCUUAACUUAAGGGCGCACUAAGAAGAAUAUCAAGGACCAGAGACGCGGCGCGUGGUGUCGUGCGCUCCCGUUGAGGUCUCUCGUAGGGUCAUAAAUCUGCGCCCGAAGGGCGCCGCGCAAAAAAUUUGGGUUGGCAACUCGAGCAACUCGAGCAACCCGACCCGAUAUGGGUCAAAAAAAGCCUCACUCUGUUAAGAUGAUGUAGAUGCUGCGGUCGCGGUGUAGUCGCUGAGAGCUAUUAUAAUUCGUGGCUAUUACACUUGUUGAUCUUGAUGCAUGAUGACUCUAACUGGAUUUCGUUACUCUAACGUGUAAACGGUGCCAAGAGAAACUGGGUGCGGCUUCACCGUCAGCGAUUCCUGACGCCAGUGCUUAAGUAGCUUAUGCACCCCACAACAGAUUAGAUCAACAUCAAGCUGGAGCAACCAUUCAACUUUAGAAAAAGUCUUCGCGAAGGCAUCCGAGGACGAGACGCAUUUGUUGUUGUUCUAGGUUUUCCGAAUACUUACUCUUAAAAAAUAAUCAAUAUCAUAAUGUGCUGCAAGCUCCUUCCAUCCACCCUUAUUUUGGGUGGCUCGUUCCUCUCUUUGGUUUCGCCAGUCGCUGCCGCUGCCGACACCGUGGCGUGGGAUCAGCUGCUCUCCAACCCCGGCAACAGCAAACUGGAUGCGGCGGUGAGCGAUGCCAUCACCUUCAACUGGGUCGCGAGUGCGAACGACGUCAUGAAGCUGGACACUUGCGACGGGACGACUGUAAGUAUGUGUAUCUUCUCGUCGACAAUUGCAGCGUUUUCAUUGUGUGA
This is a messenger RNA of Amoebophrya sp. A25, 3074 nucleotides long. Lineage: Eukaryota; Dinophyceae; Syndiniales; Amoebophryaceae. The record is from the annotation of a GenBank genome assembly.